Messenger RNA from Pterocles gutturalis (yellow-throated sandgrouse), 1049 nucleotides. RefSeq names its product C1q and tumor necrosis factor related protein 8 (gene C1QTNF8). The transcript is spliced from 3 exons. NCBI's taxonomy places the organism in Eukaryota, Metazoa, Chordata, Aves, Pterocliformes, Pteroclidae. Gene Ontology annotation, molecular function: protein binding. The record is from RefSeq and is a predicted model, not a curated record. The coding region runs from base 273 to 1049 and encodes 258 amino acids.
AGCAGGACAAAAGCACAGGAACCCAGCACGAGUUGAUGCAAGCAAAGACACAAGCAAAAACCCCUGCUUUUGCAAACAGCCUAGCUGCUGGGUUUCACAAAGAGCCGGACUGACUUUCAGUGUUUCGUUUGGACUCCAGCUAGGAAGCUGCAGCCGCCACCGAGAACUAAAAAACCUGAAUGAACGGCAGCUUUCAUAUUAUGCAUCCUGCUGAGCAGCAGCAAGGACAGUAAGAGACAGAGGUUCUGAGUCACACGCUGGCUCUGCUGAAGAUGAGUGCCAUGUUGUUCCUGCUCUUGGUGUCCAUGGCAAACGUCGGUGCUGUGCUAGACAAGGGUCUACCAAGGCGGGAACAACCGCGGCGCCUCUCGUGCGUGCGAUGCUGCGGGCCUUCGGAGCAGCCCGUCUCCAUCAUCUCCUCCCGAUACACGAGGAUGAGCAGCGACCCUGCCUAUUCGGUACCCAAAGUCCAGCCCACUAUAGAUAUCACCAUCCUCAAAGGUGAGAAAGGUGAAAUGGGAGAGAAAGGGUACCCUGGAGCAGUUGGGAAGGAAGGACAAAGAGGGUUACGUGGUGUUAAUGGACAGAAAGGCCAGAAAGGCCAGCCUGGCCCACAAGGCCAUUCCUGCAAGCAGCUCUACGCCGCCUUCUCGGUGGGUCGGAGAAAACCCCUUCACAGCUCAGACUACUUCCAGCACGUCACUUUUGACACCGAGUUCGUGAACCUCUACAAGCACUUCAACAUGUUCUCGGGGAAGUUCUUCUGCUAUGUGGCAGGAAUCUACUACUUCAGCCUCAACGUCCACACCUGGAACUUCAAGGAGACCUACCUGCACUUGAUGAAGAACGAGAAAGAGGCGGCCAUCCUCUACGCCCAGCCCAGUGACCGGAGCAUCAUGCAGAGCCAGAGCCUGAUGCUGGACCUGCAGGAAGGAGACGAGGUCUGGGUGAGGAUGUUCAAGCGGGAGCGAGAAAAUGCCAUCUAUAGCGAGGAGUCUGAUGUUUACAUCAUCUUCAACGGCCAUUUAAUCAAGCCAGCCGUAGAGUAG